AAUCUAGUCUCCAAAAAAACCAAAUUAAUGGAUGAAGAAUAGUUUAAAGAUUUUUUAAUUAAUGUUAAUGGUUUAUAUAUUAUUCUACGCAUCACCGCAACCUCCGCAAUACUCCGCCGGCGACACUACCUCCUUCUUCUCCGAUCAAACCCUAACCCAAAACCACCACAAUCCUCUCUAACCACCACCACCAGCAACACUAUUCUUUCCAUUCCAAUGGCAACCACCCUAACCCUUCCACAACACACUCAUUUCCCUCUCAGAACCCUCACACUCACUCUCCCCUCUCAUCUCACACACUCCUUCUCCUCUCUCCCUCUCCCACAACAACAACAACAACCCUCCCCCUCUUCUUUCCCAGACGCAUUCCUAAUCGACAAACUCCUCUUCCGCUUCAAACAAGGCGACUUCUCCUCCCUCCGCAACCACCUCCUCCGCUCAAACCCUUCUUCAACCCUAAUCCCUCAACUUCUCCAAAAAUGCCAAAACUACCCUCUCCUACUCCCCAAUCUCAUCCAAACCAUAGCCUCCACCUCUCCAAAUCCAACCAUCACUGCCCCAAUGGUUCACUUUCUAGUCCAAUCCAAGAACCUCCCAGAAGCUCAGUCUCUCCUCCUCAGAAUCAUCCGAAAAAGCGGCGUUUCGCGUGUAAUCGAUUCUCUUGUUUCGAAUUCUCAAUAUAGCACUGUUGUUUUUGAUCUGUUGAUUAGAACAUAUGUUCAGGCUAGGAAACUAAGAGAGGGUUCUGAGGCGUUUAGAAUUUUAGCUGGAAAAGGUUUAUGUGUUUCGGUUAAUGCUUGUAAUGCUCUUUUAGGUGCAAUUGUUAAGGUUGGUUGGGUUGAUUUGGCGUGGAGUGUGUAUGAGGAUUUUGUGAAGAGUGGGAGUAAGGUUAAUGUUUAUACUUUGAAUAUUAUGGUUAAUGCAUUGUGUAAAGAUGGUAGAUUGGAUAAUGUUAAGGGUUUCUUGGAUGAGAUGGAGGGAAAAGGGGUUUAUCCUGAUCUUGUAACUUAUAAUACUCUGAUUAAUGCUUAUUGUCGAAGGGGGGUUGUUUCGGAGGCGUUUCGGUUGGUGGAUUGUAUGGCUGGUAAAGGGUUGAAGCCUGGGCUUUUUACUUAUAAUGCUUUGAUUAAUGGUUUGUGUAAGGAGGGGAGUUAUGAGAGAGCGAAGUGUGUUUUGGAUGAGAUGUUGGGGGUUGGGUUGUGUCCUGAUGCUGCGAGUUUUAAUCCGAUGUUGGUGGAGAGUUGUAGGAAGGAGGAUGUUUGUGAGGCGGAGAGGGUUUUUAAUGAAAUGUUGCGGCGUGGAGUUGUUCCUGAUUUGAUUAGCUUUAGCUCGAUUGUUGGGGUGUUUUCUAGGAAUGGGGAACUUGGUCGGGCGUUGGCGUAUUUUGAGAAGAUGAAAAGUGUUGGGUUGGUUCCUGAUACGGUUAUUUAUACGAUUCUUAUUAAUGGGUAUUGUAGGAACGGUGAUGUGACCGGUGCACUGAAAAUGCGGAAUGAGAUGGUGGAGCGGGGUUGUGUUAUGGAUGUGGUUACGUAUAAUACUCUGUUGAAUGGAUUGUGUAGGGGGAAAAUGCUUGUUGAUGCUGAUGAGCUGUUUAAGGAGAUGGUGGAAAGGGGAGUUUUUCCCGAUUUCUACACUCUAACAACUCUUAUUCAUGGAUAUUGUAAGGAUGGAAACAUGACUAAAGCACUUAGUUUGUUUGAGACUAUGACUCUGAGGAGCCUUAAGCCUGAUGUCGUGACGUAUAAUACAUUGAUGGAUGGCUUUUGCAAAAUAGGUGAAAUGGAGAAAGCUAAGGAGUUGUGGCGUGAUAUGAUAAGCAGGGAAAUAUUUCCCAACUACAUAUCGUUUAGCAUUUUGAUAAAUGGAUUUUGCACUUUAGGUCUUGUGUCCGAAGCUUUCAGGUUGUGGGAUGAAAUGAAAGAAAAAGGUAUUAAGCCCACGCUAGUUACCUGCAACACCAUAAUAAAAGGCUAUUUGCGAGCUGGCAGUGUGUCAAAGGCAAAUGACUUCUUGAACAAGAUGAUUUCAGAAGGAGUUUUGCCUGAUUGCAUAACGUAUAAUACUCUUAUAAAUGGUUUCGUAAAGGAAGAGAACUUUGAUAGAGCUUUUUUCUUGAUUAGUAACAUGGAAGAACGAGGGCUGCUACCUGAUCUCGUCACAUACAAUGCAAUUCUUGGUGGAUUUUCUAGGCAAGGUAGAAUGCAAGAGGCUGAGAUGGUAUUACAUAAGAUGAUUGAUAAGGGUAUCAAUCCUGAUAAAUCAAUUUACACAUCACUAAUAAACGGGCAUGUCUCUAAAGACAACCUGAAAGAGGCAUUCCGUGUCCAUGAUGAAAUGCUGCAAAGGGGAUUUGUCCCAGAUGACAAAUUCUAGAAACUUUACCCUUAAAGCUGCUACAACAUUACAGCUCUUUUGGUCUAAACUGACUAGGCAUUUCACAUGACAAUUGCAUGGAGUUCAUUGUUUCUAUAUCGUUGAAGCAGAAACCUUGAAGUCGUUGCAAUUACGAAGCAUAGCAUGGGAGUUAAAGCAUGCUUCCUUGCUCUUAUGCUUGAGAAUGGUUGACAGUCACCACCUAAUGUCUGGCUCAAGUACAUUUUAUUUCCAGCUAUCCCUAUUUCGCAUUCGCGAAUCUCUUAGCAUUUAUAUGCAGAAGUGACAAGGAAUUGGCAGUGGCUGGUUAAACCAAAUAUACUCAUUUUCAUAUCUGGAGUAUGGUGAAACACGCACAGCCAUUUUGUUAGUUAAACAAACAAGCAACAAAACAUAGAGUCUAUUCUUUUAAGAUGAUCCAUAUGAGGUUGCUUUCCCAAUUUUGAUUUCCUGAAAUCUGAUGGUGAAUCAUAUAUCAUCUGACUCUGGUAUUGUUAGUUGAUUUACUGGUAUAUCUCACUAGUCAAGAGGGAUGCAAACUUUUUAGUAUACAGAUUGCAGCUCGAGCUUCCUCCAGUUCUUCAUCAUUGCUCAUAUCUUGCUUAGAAUUGUGUACAUGUAAGUUGUACAGGUUUUAGUUCAUGUAUAUGCACACAGAUAGUAGUUUCCUGAUUAACAAGUGAUGUGAAGUUGUAUGAUCAAUGAUAAACAAUCCUUCUGAAGCAAGCUGCAGAUAAUUGCAACCUAACUUUUGGCUUACAUCAUAUUUUUAGACAUUUUUUGAAGUAGUGAAUGAAAAGCCAAGCUUGUUGUAUCAGGUUGAUUCCACUGGUUAUUUUGUUUGCUAUUAUUGUAUCAAAAUACACUUCGAUGCUCGUCUGAUAUGCAAAGCAACAAUGUGUAAAUUAUUAAGAACUCUUUUUUUUUUUUUUUGUGUAGAAAACUUUUGAAGAGAUGUAUAUGGCGGGGGUUGGAAUUUGGAUUUUGAAUGAGCCCAUUAAUACUUUGUCAUGUGGAUUUCUCUGUUUAUUUUGGGCUAGUUGACCAGGCCAAAUUAUAAUUUCAAGUGCAGGAUAAAUAGAAAAGAGCAUUGUUAAAUGUACCCCACCUUACAAUUGGUACAUUUUCCUCAUUUUGGAAAAAACACAUAGUUAACAUAGGUACUGUAAACUUCAGAUUCAUAAGACUCUAAACUUGUAAAAAAAUUUGUUCCUAAAGUUUAUGGUAAGAAAAACAAAAAGGGUAUGAGAUAGUAUUUGUUAUAAAUAAAUGUAGGUAAUCAACACAUC
Messenger RNA from Vicia villosa (hairy vetch), 3665 nucleotides. RefSeq names its product pentatricopeptide repeat-containing protein At5g01110. NCBI's taxonomy places the organism in Eukaryota, Viridiplantae, Streptophyta, Magnoliopsida, Fabales, Fabaceae. The record is from RefSeq and is a predicted model, not a curated record. Gene Ontology annotation, molecular function: protein binding. The coding region runs from base 217 to 2376 and encodes 719 amino acids. The transcript has a single exon.